This is a messenger RNA of Ilex paraguariensis (yerba mate), 396 nucleotides long. The record is from the annotation of a GenBank genome assembly. NCBI's taxonomy places the organism in Eukaryota, Viridiplantae, Streptophyta, Magnoliopsida, Aquifoliales, Aquifoliaceae.
AUGAUGACAGAGAAGAAGAUGAUUACGAACAAGAAAAAUAAGAAGACGACGACUAUGACAAUGAAUGAUGGAGAAAACAAGACUACAAAAAAGGUUGAAGAACAAGAAGAAGAUGAACAACAACACUACGAAGAAGAAGAGAAGAUGACCGCGAAGAAAACUAUGAAGAUAAAGAUGACGAAGAAAACUACAAAGAAGAAUAUGAAGACUACGAAUAAGAAGUCGACUAUGAAGAAGAAUAAGACUAUGAAAACAACAAUGACAGAGAAGAUGAUUACGAACAAGAAAAAUAAGAAGACGCUGACUAUGAAGAAGACGACUAUGACAAUGAAUGAUGGAGAAGAAAAAAAGACUACAAAAAAGGUUGAAGAAAAAGAAGACGACUAUGAAGAAUAA